AUGCAGGAUAAACCGCAACUCGAUUGUCGAUCUAUUUCAGUUAUUUCAGUGGGUCCCAGCCUAGACCUGGAUCCUGAGAAGCGUGAGCAGCUGACUUUCCGAGCACUCCUGGAGUUGAAGGGGGUGCCACCUGCAAGGACAUUCCGACGCUCAAGUCAGUGGGUGUGGAAGUGGCGGAGAAGUGGGUCCCUCAUGGGCAGACCCACCUUCCGCGAAAUUUCCCCUGCCAGCUGUUGUCAGUCUGAUAGUAGAGUUUGGAAUGACAGUUUGCAUGGUGGCUUUGUAGUUAUAGAUUUUGAUAAAAUAUUUGACUGUUGCUUCUCGGCGAAUGUGUUGGAAGAAGAAGCAUACAGAGAUUAUAUAGGGGAAAUAGUAGCACAGCUAAAAAAUCAAUACUUUACAGAUGCUUCAAUCAUGGUAUUCAAUUUCAGAGACCGGGAAACGCGGAGCCAGAUGUCAUCAAGUGAAAGCUGGUUGUCUGUGGAGGGGCAGCAUAACGUGGUGUUAUUGCAUUGCGAAAGGGGGGGUUGGCUUGUCUUGGCGUUCAUGCUAGCAGGCUUUCUUUUGUACAGGGGGCAGUAUACAGGGGAGUUGAAGACUCUUGAAAUGAUGUACAAGCAAGCAUCUAGAGAAGUCUUACGACUCUUUUCUCCUUUGAAUCCCCAACCUUCUCAGUUGAGAUAUCUCCAGUAUGUUUCCAGAAGACAUUUGGGUUCUGAGUGGCCUCCACAAGAAACGCCCUUGCUUUUGGACUAUUUGAUCCUCAGAAACCUUCCAUUGUUUGAUGGUGGAGAAGGUUGCAGGCCUAUUGUUCGUGUCUAUGGUCCAGACCCUACAAGACCUGCCAAUAGUAGCUCUAACAUUCUUUUCGAAACUCCAGGUUCCCUCAUUCAACACUACCCGCAGGCAGAAUGUACGCUCGUGAAAAUUGAUAUCCAUUGUCGUGUUCAAGGGGAUGUUGUUCUUGAAUGCAUACAUUUGAGUGAAGAUUUAGUUGGCGAGGAAAUGAUUUUUAGAAUAAUGUUUCAUACUGCAUUUGUUCGCUCAAACACAUUGAUCUUGAGUCGUGACGAUAUUGAUAUUGUGUGGGAUUCAAAGGAGCAGUUCCCCAAGGACUUUAAAGCAGAGGUAAUUUUACCUUUUAUUUAUUGUAAGUUUGUUACUACUUUUAUUCGAGAUGUAAAUGACAGUGAAAGUGAUUCACCUGAUGAGUUUUAUGAAGUGGAAGAGAUCUUUACGAAUGCAAUUGAUGCACUUGAAGGUAGAGGAGAGUUUGGUUCUCCUAUGGUCCGUGAUGAUAGAAGUCAUAUAGACAUUUGGAAAGAUUCUUCAGAUCCUCAAGCCUCUACUUCAGAUGAUGGGAGUCACCAACAGGAGGUUAGAAGGGUAGAAUUCGAUCCUCAAGCCUCUACUUCAGAUGAUGGAAAUCACCAACAGGAAGUUGAAAGGAUAGCCUCUAUUUCAGAUGAUGGGAAUCACCAACAGGAGGUUGGAAGGGUAGAAUCUGAUCCUCAAGCCUCUAUUUCAGAUGAUGGGAAUCACCAACAGGAGAUUGGAAGGGUAGAAUCUGAUCCUCAAGCCUCUACUUCAGAUGAUGGGAGUCACCAACAAGAGGUUAAAAAGGUAGAAUUCGAUUCUCAAGCCUCUACUUCAGAUGAUGGGAAUCACCAACAGGAGGUUGGAAGGGUAGAAUCUGAUGUUAACAUAGUUAAAGACAUUGUUAUUGAUGAUGUCAAAUACAAGUUUCAAGAGAUGACAGAUUCGGAUCCUCAUGAGGUUAAAGACAUUGUUGUCGAUGAAGUGGAGAUUAAGUCGAAUUCAAUUGCAGAUAAAAUGAAUUUGCAAGAUGAGGUGACAAUUAUGCACAAAAAUUUUGAUGAAAAAGAGGAAAAGCAUGAUCUUUCUAUGUCACAUUCUGAUCAUAAACUACAUUCAUCUACUGAAAAGAAGCAUCAUUCUCCCAAGUUAAAGAUUAAACAUCAUGAACAACAUAGUCACGAACAACAUGGUGAUGAGGCAAAGCAUAACCACGAACAACAUGGUGUUGAGGCAAAGCAUCACCACGAACAACAGGGUGUUGAGGGAAGACGUCAUCAUCAGGAACAUCAUGAACGUCACCCUGAACAUCAUGGUCACGAGGGAAAGCAUGCAAAGGCAAGUGUAGCAGCUAAGUGGAUUCCAAGUAACAAGGGUUCUUACCAGGAUUCAAUGCAUGUAUAUUAUCCAGCGUCAAGCCCCCAUUACGUACCAACGAGUCCUCGAGGAAGGUCUCAUAGUAUUUCCCAUCUUUCUGAGUUGAAAAGUCCUAAAGGGAGGAGCACUUCAAAAUCUUUAGAACAUAUAGAACUUGAUACUACCUCUCCAUCGUCAUCCUCACCUUCAGUUAAAGACCCACCUCUUGAGUCAACCACUCAAGAACCACACCUUACUUCAAAUCCAAUACUUCUGCCACCCCCUUCAAUAUCAUCUUUUGACCAUAGAGACAAGUCUGUUUAUCCAUCCGUAUCUGUAGUUGGGGAAUUAUCAAAUGUAGUCUCCCUUUCUAAUUCACCACCACCAUCAUUAACAACACCACCCCCUCCACCUCCACCACUACCACCACCUUUUUCAAAAUAUGGAGUUCCAACAAUUCCUCCAUCUUCCCCUCUCUAUAUUCCUUUUACACAAGAAGAUCCUAGACAUCUUCCCUUGCCGACCUCCACUACAUUGUUUCAAAUUCCACCACCACCACCUUUACCACCAUCAUCCUUGACUUUACCAUCCUUCACUAAUGUAGAUAGUAAUCCACCACCACCCCCUCUUUUACCUGAAUGUCUACCAACACAACCUCCAUCUCCCUUGAUUACAUGUCCACCACCGCCACCGCCACCACCGCCACCACCACCACGGCCUCUACCCCCACCCAUUUCAAGUAGGGCUUCACCGCCACCACUACAUUCUUCUCCAUUAAAUGAAUUACUUGAAACACCACCACCACUAUUUCCUUCAUCAAGUGGAGCACCACCUAUACCACAACCUCCUCCACCAACACCAGCACUUCCUUCAUCAAGUGGAGAACCACCUGCUCCUCCAUCAAAUGCACCACUAUCAACACCACCAUCCCCUCCGUUAUCAAGUGGAGCACCACCACUACCAUCACUACUUGCUUCAUCAAGUGGUGCACCACCUAUACUACCACCAGCUCUUCCUCUAUCACACGAAGCAGCAGCACCACCACCAUCACUUCCUUCGUUAAGUGUAGCACUACACAUGCCACUACCUCGCCCUCCUCCACCAAUUUAUAGAAAUCAACCUCCUCCACCUCCUCCAAUGAAUGAAUCACCCUCUCCUCCACCCACUCCUCCGCCUACUCCUCCGCAACCUCCAAUGCAUGCUAUAUCCCCUCUGACAAUGCAUGCAGCACUAUCUCCUCCCCCACCUUCUCCGCCACCUAGUGCUCCUCCCUCACCUCCGAAGCCUGCAGCACUACCUCCUCCACCACCUUCCACGCAUGCAGCACUAUCACCUUCGGCAGCUCCGAAUCAUACAACACCACCUCCAAUGCAUUCAGCACCACCACCUCCGCCACCUCCUCCCCCACCUCCAAUGCAUUCAGCACCACCACCUCCGCCACCUCCGCCACCUCCUCCCCCACCUCCAAUGCAUUCAGCACCACCACCUCCGCCACCUCCGCCACCUCCUCCCCCACCUCCAAUGCAUUCAGCACCACCACCUCCGCCACCUCCGCCACCUCCUCCCCCACCUCCAAUGCAUUCAGCACCACCACCUCCGCCACCUCCGCCACCUCCUCCCCCACCUCCAAUGCAUUCAGCACCACCACCUCCACCUCCUCCUCCGCCACCUCCGCCGUCUACAAUGCAUGCGGCGUCACCUCAGAUGCAUGGAGCAACACCUCCUCCACCACCUCGGGUAAAUGCAGCACCACCACCUCCGCCGCCUCCGAUGCAUGUAGCGCCACCUCCAGUGCGUGGAGCAGCACCUCCUCCGCCACCUCCUCCACCUCCAAUGUCAGGAGCGCCACCACCUCCAAUGCCCAGAGCGCCACCACCUCCACCACUUCCAGGAAGCCGCGGCCCACCUCCGCCACCUCCAAUGCCCGGCGGAGCACCACCGCCACCUCGAAUGCCCGGAGCGCCACCACCUCCACCUCGAAUGCCCGGAGCACCACCGCCACCUCCGAUGCCAGGAGCGCCACCUCCUCCACCUCGAAUGCCCGGAGGGCCUCCACCUCCUCCAAUGCCUGGAGCACCUCCGCGAGGACCAGGCCCUCCUCCGCCUCCUCCUCCUGGAGUUGGUGGCCCAGGCCCACCUCCGCCUCCUGGUAGUGCUCCAGGUGGUGGACCUCCACCGCCUCCGUUGGGAAGAGGUGGUGGAGCUGCUAGAGGGCGUGGGCUCACACGUAAUACAGCGAUGCCUCGACGAUCCCCCUUUAAGCCUUUGCAUUGGAGUAAGGUUAGCAGGGCAAUGCAAGGGAGCUUAUGGGAAGAAUUGCAAAGAAGUGCGGAACUUCAAACUGCACAAGAGUUUGACGUUUCAGAGCUGGAGAAGCUUUUUUCUGCAAGUGCUCCAAAAGCUGCUGAUAAAUCUGCCAAAUCCAAAGCUGCUGCACCCAAAACUGAUAAAGUCCAGUUGAUCGAUUUACGAAGGGCCUAUAAUACUGAAAUUAUGCUCACAAAGGUUAAGAUGCCACUUCCUGACAUGAUGGCAGCAGUGCUAGCCAUGGAUGAGGCAGUGUUAGAUGGUGAUCAGGUGGAAAAUCUCAUCAAAUUUUGUCCUACUAAAGAGGAGAUGGAAACUUUGAAGGGAUACACUGGUGACCCGGAGGCUUUAGGAAAAUGUGAACAGUAUUUUAUGGAGCUGAUGAAAGUGCCAAGAGUGGAGGCAAAAUUAAGAGUGUUCUCUUUCAAGAUUCAGUUUGGGACACAGGCUGAAGACUUCAAGAGCAGUUUAAACACUGUGAACUCUGCCUGUGAUGAGGUCCGAAAUUCAGUUAAACUGAAGGAGAUUAUGAAGAAAAUUCUUUAUUUGGGAAACACAUUGAAUGAAGGCACUGCAAGGGGAGCUGCAGUUGGGUUCAAGUUGGAUAGUCUCUUAAAGCUUACUGACACUCGGGCUACUACCGGUAAAAUGACACUGAUGCAUUAUCUUUGCAAGGUCCUGGCUGAAAAGUCUCCAUCACUCCUUGAUUUUCACCUUGACCUAGUUAACCUGGAAGCAGCCACUAAGAUACAAUUGAAGAUGUUAGCAGAAGAAAUGCAGGCACUCAUCAAGGGAUUAGAAAAGCUUAAACAGGAGCUUGCUGCAUCUGAAACUGAUGGCCCCGUGUCUGAUGUUUUCCGUAAGACACUUAAAGAAUUCCUUUCUAUAGCGGAGUCGGAGGUGGAAUCUGUAACAAACCUAUAUUCUUCAGCGGGUAGAAAUGCAGAUGCACUUGCACUAUAUUUUGGUGAGGAUCCAGCUCGCUGUCCAUUUGAGCAAGUUACUGCUACUCUCUUGAAUUUUACAAGACUGUUCCGAAAAUCACAUGAUGAAAAUGUCAAACAAGCGGAGGCAGAUAAGAAGAAAGCGGAGAAAGAGGCUGAAAUGGAGAGGGAGAAGGCUAAAGCCGGGACGCCAAGAAAGGGAGAUGGCCAGACGCCGAGGAAGUUUGAUAGAGACAUGGAUGGCCAGACGCCGAGGAAGUUUGACAUGGAUGGCCAGACACCGAGGAAGUUCGACAUGGAUGGCCAGACACCGAGGAAGUUCGAUAGAGAGAUAGAUGCGGAGACACCAAGAAAGGGUGACAAAGAGAUGGAAGAAAGCUGAGAAAGCAAAGGAGAAGAAAGUAUCCUCCCUUUUCCAAGAUGGACAAGUCUAUUUGGCCUCUUAAGGCUGGCGAAAUAGCUAGCCACUUUGAGAGCUUCUGAGAUGAUUCUCUGAUGGCAUGUUGUUGAAUCAGAAUUCCAUUGAUCAUCAUCAUCUAUGGCUCCACACUCUGGUGAUCAGCGCGGGUUCUUCAGAUGCUAAUGAAUAUGAUGGACGGAUGUAAGAAGAAGAAAUCGGCUUCCGCGUUCAUCCUUCCUGCACCAGAGCCUCAUGCCUUGGGAUUGUGAAGCACC
Molecule: messenger RNA, 6098 nt
Organism: Arachis ipaensis
Lineage: Eukaryota; Viridiplantae; Streptophyta; Magnoliopsida; Fabales; Fabaceae
Source: RefSeq, a predicted model, not a curated record